CCAAGGGAGAGGGCACCACCGGCUGCUCUGGGCAAGUUCCCCAUGCCAAGGGCGAGGCGGUGAGGCGCGUGCUCCGUUUUGGACAGCGGCGCGCGCUGCGGGGCGCUCCGGAGCACCAUGGUCAGCGAAUCUCCCGGCGGCCUCUGGCGGCCGGGGCUGCCCGGGGAGGCGCUCAACGUGAACGUGGGCGGCGUGCGGCGGCGGCUGAGCCCGCGGGCGCUGGCGCAGUUCCCCGACACGCGGCUGGGCCGCCUGCAGGCCGCCGCGUCGGAGGAGCAAGCCCGGCAGCUGUGCGACGACUACGACCCCAGCGAGCGGGAGUUCUACUUUGACCGGCACCCCGGCUUCUUCCUGUGCCUGCUGCACUUCUACCGCACGGGCCGGCUGCACGUGCUCGAGGAGCUGUGCGUCUUCGCCUUCGGGCAGGAGGCCGAGUACUGGGGGCUGGGCGACUGCUUCCUGGCGGCCUGCUGCAGCGGCCGCUACCACGAGCGGCGCCUCGAGCGCCACCGGCGCAGCUGGGACGAGGAGAGCGACGUGAGCAGCGUGGACACGUCCCCCGACGAGAUCUCCGACUUCAACCAGGACCUGCGGCGCUACCGCGCCGUGCGCUGCGGGCAGCUGCGGAAGCGCCUCUGGCUGACCAUGGAGAACCCGGGCUACUCCCUGCCCAGCAAGCUCUUCAGCUGCGUCUCCAUCGGCGUCGUGCUGGUCUCCAUCGCGGCCAUGUGCAUCCACAGCCUCCCCGAGUACCAGGACCGCGACGAGGACGACGUGGCCGUGGCGAACCCGCUCCUGCUGCGCCUCGAGUACUUCUGCAUUGCCUGGUUCAGCUUCGAGGUGGCCUCGCGCCUGCUGCUGGCCCCCAGCCUGCCGCGCUUCUUCCGGCACCCGCUCAACCUCAUCGACAUCGUCUCCGUGCUGCCCUUCUACCUCACGCUGCUCGUGAGCCUCCUGCUGGGCCGGUCCUCGAAGCUGGGCAGCAUGGGCAAGGUGGUGCAAGUCUUCAGGCUCAUGCGCAUCUUUCGGGUGCUCAAACUGGCCCGCCACUCCACCGGGCUCCGCUCCCUGGGGGCCACCCUCAAGCAUAGCUACCGGGAGGUGGGCAUCCUGCUCCUGUACCUGGCUGUGGGAGUGUCUGUGUUCUCUGGUGUGGCCUACACUGCUGAGAAGGAGGAAGACGUGGGCUUUGACACGAUCCCGGCCUGCUGGUGGUGGGGCACCGUGAGCAUGACGACCGUGGGCUACGGGGACGUGGUACCCGUGACUGUGGCAGGCAAGUUGGCUGCCUCGGGCUGCAUUCUGGGAGGCAUCCUGGUGGUGGCUCUCCCUAUCACCAUCAUCUUCAACAAAUUCUCCCACUUCUACCGACGCCAGAAAGCCCUGGAGGCGGCCGUGCGGAACAGUGACCAUCAGGAGGCCAGCCUCUCCGUGGACGCCUCCAGCACCAAAGAGGGCCCUUCUCAGACUUCCAACGAGACAUCUCAGGAGGAGAACUUCCAAGAGCCCAGGCCCCGAGCAUCAGAUGUGGCCCUCAUGUCGUAGAUCGUUAGGUCAUAGGACUUAGAAGUGGGAGGGACCCUAGACACCAUCUAGUCUUCAAUUGCAGAUGAGAAGAUUGAGACCCAUGGGUUAAUUGAUUUGCCCUGACAAACAGCAGAGCCAGGAUUAGAAUCCCAGGUCUUCUGAUUACACUUUCAUUGUUUUUUCCACUUUUCCCAGCUGCCUUCUCAAGUCUGUGAAAAUCAGGGUCCAUGGAUAUGUCUUUUCUGCCCUUCAGCUGCUCACACCCAUCUGGCUAAAAGUGGCCAAAAGCUGAAAACAUGGAGAUAGCCCUCCCCAAGUGGUUCUGGAGCCUUGGAGUGGGAAAGGAUCAUCUCCUUCCUCACCUAAGGAAUAUUCAGGGGGAAAGCCUACAAUCAGUGAAGGAAGGCUUGGGAACUCCCAGUAUUCUUCUAAAAAUCCAUAGAGGCCUCCAACUGCUUUUCAGAGUAGGUCUCACCAUGGUAUCCAGAAAGAACAGGCAAGUAUAGAGGAGAUAUUUUAUAGGCUGAGCCCUAAAGUAGAAAUUCCCAUUAGAAUUGGGUAAAGUAUGGGGAGAUGGUCUUUAUUUAUGAGACUGAAAGCAUCAAGUUCAUGGGAUAGGGCUGCUUUCCUUUGAUCUAAGAGGAUGGCAACCAGCAUAUGAAUAGCCUUCUGUUAUUGAAGAUACUAGUGAUAUUUAACCUGGAGAAGAAAAGACCUGGGAAGGGAGAGGAUAACUGACUUGAUGUAUUUGAAGGGCUGUCAUGUGGAAAAGGAAUCACCUAUAUGGUCCUAGAGGGCAGAGUUAAGGAGCAGUGAGUAGAAGAUGCAAAAGAAGCAAACUUAAGCUUGUUUGAAAGAAAAACUUAACCAUUAGAGGUGGGAUGGGCUGCUUUGGGCGCUUCCCUCUUUGGAGGGCUUCAAGGAAAAGUAGAAUAAGUACUAGCAGGCCAAGUGGGGAAUACUUCUUAGGUAUGGAUUGGACUGUGAUCUUAAGUAUGUAUUCUGACGUCCUCCCAGCUCUGAAAUUCUGCCAUUCUUUAAAUCUAUGCUGCCUGGUGAUUCACAUAUCCCUGGGCCCCAUAGGGACAGGAUUCUAUGAUUUUCACUGUUAGCCUCAGUGUGGUUCUACGCAGAACUCCUUUCUCCUCACUUCCUAAGUGAGCUAAAGCAUCCUGAUUCUUGGGUUGAGCUGAGCCAGCCCUUCAAGGGCUAGGUCUUGUGUCUCCCACUCUCCUCCUUUUGGCCAGAUUUCACAAUUGUACACAUCCUUUCCUGCCCACUCUCAUACUCACUAAGACCUGCCCUUGAGCUCUCCACAAGGCUUGAUUGCUCCCCAUGAGCUUCCUGCACUCUCUCUUUUGGGACAGUGUCUGUUUGAGGAUAUCAAUCAGGUCCUGCCCAGUUUUAGAGCUCAAAUCACCUUGUCUCCAGACUGUAGCAGCUGUGGCAUCAAAAUGAGAAGCUUGUGGGAGUGAGGAGGAAGGACUUUGGAUCAGAAAGGAAAUGACCUGGUUUUGAAUCUCAACUCUAUUAUGUAUUCCCUGUCUUAUUUUGGCUUUUCAGCCCAGUUAUCUAUUUAUAAAAAAGAGAGGGUUGGACUAGAUGGUAUUUAAAGUCUACUUAACCUCUGGUAUGUUCUAAGGUCAUUUUCAGGUCUGUGUUCCUAUGAUCUUAUCCUUCGGCAGUUUUAGGGAUGUCUGACCUUGGCCCUUCUUGAGUCAAUGCUACUGCUUGCUGAGUAAAAGGGGUUCUACCUCUGCCAACUUUCCUGGUCUGAGCUUGGGGUUCAUUAGCCAAGUCUUCCUCCUGCUUUUGCUUCUGCUCUCUAAUAGGCAUCCCCAUAGAUCAGACACCAUCUGCAACCGUCCCUUAAGUCUGAGUGAAACAACUUCUUUGUGGUCAGCCCUCAGGCUGCAAAUGGGAUUAUAAAUCAUGGCGUUGUAGAUGAAGGAGCCCUCACUGGUUAUGGAUUGCAUUUUCUUUUGUGUGCUUUGUACUCAUCAUGGAUCAUUGUGUUGAUGAGAAGAGCUACAUCAAUCAUUGUUGAUCAUCGCACAAUGUUGCUGAUACUAUAAGAGAGCUGGAUCCAAGUGUUGGCUGAUGCUAGUUGUAUGAUUUAGGGCAAGUUAAUACUCUUUAGUUUCCUCCUUUAAAAUGGCAUUAAUCAUAUACUUCCACAGAACUUUUGACAGUAUCAAUUAAGAAGAUAAUUUAUAAAGUACUUUGUAAUUAUGAAAUGCUAGACAUGUCAGAUAAUUCUAACUGCAAGCACCAUUAUCUGGCCCUUACACAUUUACCCUAAAGCCUCAGGCCUUUAGGCUUCUUCUUUCAACUGUAUUUUGCCAUAGUCAUGCCUGUCUCUCGUCUUUUCUCUCACCCUCAUCUCUGUUCCUCUCUUUUCUUACUAUAUCUCCAUUCCCAUAUAAUUGGUCUCUUUCUUUCCACCACCUAAGCCUAGUGUGUCACUCCCCGUUACCAUUAGCACAAGAAAUAGGAUAACUAACACAGACCCAAGGCCCAUUUUAGAAGGCUAAACUACAAUUGUUAAAUUGCCCCACUGUGCCCAGGAAUUUCUUCUACAGAAUUUCUGGCAGGCGGUCUUCCAUUUUUUAUAUUAUAUCAAGUGAUUAGGAGCCAUCAUUACAAGAUUAUUUUUAUUUGUUAUAAAGUUAUUCCUUCCCCUAAAUUGAAAUCUCCCUACCUGUAAAUUCAUUUUGCUGGUCCUUAUUCUUUCCUCUGGGAUUAAAUAGGUAUCUUCUUAUGACAAUCCUCCAGAUACUUAAAGACUUCCCAUCUUGUAUCUUCAGGCUAAACAUUUUCAGUUCCCUUAAGCAAUGUGUUAGGCACUGGUGCCUAGUCUUUUCACAAUUCUAAUAUCUUUUCUGUUUUUUUUUUUUUUUGACAUUUGAUAGUAUUUUUUCCCUAGGUGCAUAUUAAAAAAAAAUUUUAGCAUUCAUUUUUACAAGAUUUUGAGUUUCAAAUUUUUCUCCUUUCCUCCCCCCAUCCUGAAGAUGGUAGGCAAUUUGAGAUGUUUAUUCAUGUACUAUUAUGUAAAGCAUAUUUCCAUAUUAUUUAAAAGUUGUAAAAGAAGAAGCAGAUCAAAAGGGAAAAAAAAACAUGAGA
This is a messenger RNA of Sarcophilus harrisii (Tasmanian devil), 4650 nucleotides long. RefSeq names its product potassium voltage-gated channel modifier subfamily S member 1 (gene KCNS1). Bases 118 to 1545 code for a protein of 475 amino acids. Lineage: Eukaryota; Metazoa; Chordata; Mammalia; Dasyuromorphia; Dasyuridae. The transcript is spliced from 3 exons. Gene Ontology annotation, cellular component: voltage-gated potassium channel complex; membrane. The record is from RefSeq and is a predicted model, not a curated record. Gene Ontology annotation, molecular function: delayed rectifier potassium channel activity; protein binding. Gene Ontology annotation, biological process: potassium ion transmembrane transport; protein homooligomerization; regulation of delayed rectifier potassium channel activity.